Molecule: messenger RNA, 1678 nt
Organism: Jatropha curcas
Lineage: Eukaryota; Viridiplantae; Streptophyta; Magnoliopsida; Malpighiales; Euphorbiaceae
Product: UDP-glycosyltransferase 74G1
Molecular function (GO): quercetin 7-O-glucosyltransferase activity; quercetin 3-O-glucosyltransferase activity
Source: RefSeq, a predicted model, not a curated record
CUUCCAAGAUUCUCCACCCGCUCCUUAUCCUUUACCAUAUACAACUAGUGCGCUUCAGUGCAUUAUGUAAAUAAAUACAACCCAACCUGAACCAAAACGAAAUCAAACACUUCAAGAAGUUUAAAAUUUUAUGUUGCAGAAACCAAAAAUGGAGAAUAAACCCUACAAAGCUCACUGUAUAGUCUUACCCCAUCCAGCCCAAGGUCACAUAAACCCUAUGUUUCAAUUCUCUAAACGAAUACAAAACAAAGGAGUUAGAGUAACUCUUGUUACUACUAAAUUCGUUUCCAAAACUAUCAAGCACAAACCAUCAUCAACAUCAUCCAUUGUUCUGGAAACCAUAUCGGAUGGCUACGAUGAAGGAGGUAUAGAUCAAGCUGAAAGUGUAGAAGUCUACUUAGAAUCUUUCAAGAAAGUGGGAACUAAAACACUCUGUGAUCUUCUUGAUAAGUUAAACGACAAUGGCUUUCCAGUAAGUUGCAUUGUUUAUGAUGCUUUCAUGCCUUGGUGCCUUGAAGUUGCAAAGAAAAAUGGGUUAGUUGGUGCUGUUUUUUUCACUCAAUCUUGUGCUGUUGAUAUUAUAUACUAUAAUGUCUAUAAAGGGUUAAUUAAACCUCCUCUUGAUCGAGAGACUCAAGUUCUGGCACCUGGUUUAACUCCACUUGAAGUUGAGGAUCUUCCUUCUUUUGUUCAUCAUUUUGGAUCUGACCCUGCUGUCUUUGACAUGCUUGUGGAUCAAUUCUCCAAUAUUGAUGAAGUUGAUUGGGUUCUCUGCAACACAUUCUAUGAGUUGGAACAAGAGGCUGCAGAUUGGCUGGCAAAGCUAUGGCCAUUGAGGACAAUAGGACCAACAAUACCAUCAAUGUACUUAGACAAGCAACUCCAAGAUGAUAAAGACUAUGGUUUCUACAUCUACAAGCCAAAUAAUGAAGCUUGCAAGAAUUGGCUAAAUGGGAAGCCUAAAGGAUCAGUAGUAUAUGUAUCUUUUGGAAGCCUGGCCACUCUAGCCACUGAGCAAAUAGAAGAGCUGUCUUGGGCUUUAAAGAGCAUAACAAUUAGUAAUAAUUAUUAUUUCUUGUGGGUAGUAAGAGAAUCUGAACAAACUAAACUCCCAAGAAACUUCAUACAAGAAAUUUCAGAAAAGGGUAAUUUAGUGGUAAAAUGGAGUGCACAGCUAGAUGUGUUGGCAUGUGAAGCAAUAGGUUGCUUUGUUACACAUUGUGGUUGGAAUUCUACUUUGGAAGCUUUGAGUUUGGGAGUUCCAAUGGUGGCUAUGCCUCAAUGGACUGACCGAAGUACUAAUGCUAAGUAUAUUAUGGAUGUUUGGAAAAUGGGAAUUAGAGCUCAUGUUGAUGAGAAAGGGAUUGUUAGAGAAGAUGCUAUAAGGGAUUGCAUACAGAAAGUGAUGGAUGGGGAAAGAAGAGAAUGUAUAAAAGAAAAUGUGGAGAAAUGGAAGAAAUUAGCCAAAGCAGCUGCAAAUGGAGGUGGAAGUUCUGAUAGGAAUAUAACUGAGUUUGUGGAUAACUUGAUUCAGUCCUAAUUAAUUACGCAGUAUUUAAUAUUGCUCUUUUUUCCGGUAAUUAUAAAUUUUGCAUCUGAACUUUUAAUAUUUUAUUUUUAUUUUAGUGGCCGGAAAACAUUUGCAAUUAAGUAUCUGAAUUGAAUAAUUUUAGCAGAA